This is a messenger RNA of Bursaphelenchus xylophilus (pine wood nematode), 1211 nucleotides long. Lineage: Eukaryota; Metazoa; Nematoda; Chromadorea; Rhabditida; Aphelenchoididae. The record is from the annotation of a GenBank genome assembly.
AUGACCAACGAUGGUGAUCUGAAUGUCGACCACCUGAUCACGCGACUUCUAGAAGGUAAGCCUCUUUUGUGAUUUUUAAUGUAUUUUUAGUCCGCGGAUGCCGGCCUGGAAAGACGGUGCAGAUGUCUGAGAAUGAGAUCCGUGCUCUCUGUCACAAAUCCCGGGAGAUCUUCCUUUCUCAACCAAUCUUACUGGAACUCGAAGCUCCGCUGAAAAUCUGUGGUAAGUGACGAGAGAUUCUUUUUAUGUUCCACUUUUUAUGGUCAUAGAUAAUUGAAUAUUAAUAUUAUUCAGGUGAUAUUCACGGACAGUACAAUGACCUCCUUCGUCUCUUUGAGUAUGGUGGAUUUCCUCCCGAGGCUAAUUACCUUUUUUUGGGGGAUUAUGUGGAUCGUGGAAAACAAAGUCUAGAGGUAUGCAGCCUUAAAUUACGUUUUAAUUAUUGUUUUCGAUUUUUAGACUAUCUGUCUGUUGUUGGCGUACAAGAUUAAAUACCCUGAGAACUUUUUCUUACUGCGCGGGAAUCACGAAUGUGCGUCGAUCAACCGGAUAUACGGAUUCUAUGACGAAUGUAAACGGCGGUUCUCGAUAAAGUUGUGGAAAACGUUCACCGAUUGUUUCAACUGUUUGCCCAUCGCAGCUCUUAUCGACGAGAAGAUCUUCUGUUGCCAUGGAGGUCUUUCUCCCGAUCUACAAAACAUGGAACAAAUCAGACGGAUAAUGAGGCCAACUGAUGUUCCCGACACGGGUCUACUGUGCGAUUUGCUUUGGUCCGAUCCCGACAAAGAUGUGCAGGGAUGGGGAGAAAACGACCGAGGAGUUUCCUUCACUUUCGGUCCCGAUGUAGUCGCCAAAUUCCUGAACAGACACGACCUCGAUCUCAUUUGUCGUGCUCAUCAAGUGGUGGAAGAUGGUUACGAGUUCUUUGCCAAAAGACAACUUGUCACACUGUUCUCUGCUCCCAAUUACUGCGGAGAGUUCGACAAUGCCGGAGGAAUGAUGAGUGUUGAUGAAACGUUGAUGUGCUCGUUCCAGGUAAGUUCGACUCUUUUUGCUGUUGUGUUUGGGCCGGUCUGGUUCGUACGUUUAUAUAGAUCCUUAGCUGGCAUUGGGUUCGGAAAGCUGUGUCAGUGAUUGCCUUUUGAAUCGUUAUAUUAGACUGAAAGUUUUGGUUUCAGAUCUUAAAGCCGUCCGCAAAGAAGGUCAAAUAA